UGCUGCCGCGCCGCUUUGCCGGCGCACUUGCAGCCCGGCGGGCACCAGGAGGCGGAGGCGGGACGGUCAGGGGUCCGGGCGCGCAGGACAGCGGCCCCGGGGCCAAAGUUUGCCAGCAGCCCCGGCAGGCCAAGCGGGUCCCACGCGCCGCUUGCUGCCCCAUCUCGCAUCCUCACCCCGGCAUCGCUGCGCCGGGGGACAGAGCUGCGGCCCGGCUAGCUCCGAGGAGGGGACGCCGCGACGGGAACUUAAGGCCCAAGAGGGAUGUGAAGCCCCAAAAUGACCCUGUUACCGGGAGACAACUCGGACUAUGACUAUAGCGCUUUAAGCUGCGCCUCCGACACCUCCUUCCACCCAGCCUUCUUCCCACAGCGCCAAGCCAUCAAGGGCGUCUUCUACCGCAGGGCCCAACGGUUGCGGCCACAGGAGGACCUGCACCAGAGCAGCUCCCUUGCGGACCGCAGGCGACAGAUCAUCAUCAACGUGGGUGGCAUCAAGUACUCACUACCUUGGACCACGCUGGAUGAGUUCCCACUGACGCGGCUGGGCCAGCUCAAGGCCUGCACCAACUUCGACGACAUCCUGAGUGUGUGUGAUGACUAUGAUGUAACUUGCAACGAGUUCUUCUUCGACCGCAACCCGGGGGCCUUUGGCACCAUCCUCACAUUCCUGCGGGCCGGCAAGCUGCGGCUGCUUCGGGAGAUGUGUGCCCUGUCCUUCCAGGAGGAGCUGCUGUACUGGGGCAUCGCGGAGGACCACCUGGACGGCUGCUGCAAGCGCCGGUACCUGCAGAAAAUCGAGGAGUUCGCAGAGAUGAUGGAGCGGGAGGAUGAGGAGGAGCCACUGGACAGCGAGGAUCAAAUCAGUGAGGGUCCGUCCGCCAGCGAGGGCCGCCUGAGCCGCUGCAUGAGGAGGCUGCGUGACAUGGUGGAGAGGCCACACUCGGGGCUGCCUGGCAAGGUGUUUGCCUGCCUGUCCGUUCUGUUUGUCACCGUCACCGCCGUCAACCUGUCGGUCAGCACCCUGCCCAGCCUGCGCGAGGAGGAGGAACAGGGCCAGUGUUCCCAGAUGUGCCACAACGUCUUCAUCGUAGAGUCGGUGUGCGUGGGCUGGUUCUCCCUGGAAUUCCUGCUGCGCUUCAUCCAGGCACCCAGCAAGUUCGCCUUCCUGCGGAGUCCGCUGACCCUCAUCGACCUGGUGGCCAUCCUGCCUUACUACGUCACACUGCUCGUGGAUGGCGCUGCCUCCAGCCGCCGCAAGCCAAGCACCGGCAACAGCUACCUGGACAAGGUUGGGCUGGUGCUGCGCGUGCUGCGGGCGCUGCGCAUCCUCUAUGUGAUGCGGCUGGCCCGACAUUCACUGGGGCUGCAGACACUGGGCCUCACGGCACGGCGCUGUACGCGUGAAUUCGGGCUUCUGCUGCUUUUCCUGUGUGUGGCCAUCGCCCUCUUUGCCCCACUGCUCUACGUCAUCGAGAAUGAGAUGGCAGACAGCCCCGAAUUCACCAGCAUCCCCGCCUGCUACUGGUGGGCUGUCAUCACCAUGACAACCGUGGGCUACGGAGACAUGGUACCCCGGAGCACGCCUGGCCAGGUGGUGGCUCUGAGCAGCAUCCUCAGCGGGAUCCUCCUCAUGGCCUUCCCGGUCACCUCCAUCUUCCAUACGUUCUCCCGCUCUUACCUGGAGCUCAAGCAGGAACAAGAACGGGUGCUGAUCCGCCGGGCUCAGUACCUCAUCAAAACCAAGUCACAGCUCAGUGGCAUGUCCCAGGACAGUGACAUCUUGUUUGGAAGUGCCUCUUCAGACACUAGGGACAACAACUGAGGCUAGAAGACACCCCUGCCCUGCCUGCCAGCUUCGGCUUCAUGCAACCACCGCCACUGGAGCCUGGAAAAGGACUUAGUGCUUUCAAGUCCAGUCCCGGCCCGGGACUGACCUGAGCGAGCCACGGCACAGAAAGGAUAUGUAUGCGCCACAUCACCGAGAGUCCCUGCCCUCCCUCUAAGCCCAGAAGUUAUAGGGAAGCUAGCUGGGGCCAGUGCCUCGCCCACCCUGGCCUCACAACUGAUUCUCUCCCUAAGAAGCUGACUGGCCCCUCCCACCACGUAAAGAACAGGCCCAGCUACACGUGCAGAAACGGAGGGACUGCCUGGAGGAAAAUAGACAGCGGGCAGCCACACGGGACUUUAGUACGUGUCCACAGAAGCAAGAAAGAGCCUGCUCUUGGGACUUUCAAGGAAGGAGCUGUGUGUCUUAGUGAAAGGACCACGUUGCCGGGGUCUCUGGGCUGGUGCGACACUGGCAGGAUGGGAGAGAAGCAGACAGACAGACCUUUAGGGAGCCCACCACGGAUGCUGUGUUCCCUGUGUUCCGGCUCGGGCUCCUCCCGCUCCUGACUCCCGAGCUCGUCCUUCAUCCUUCUUCCUGCUUACACCCCAACAUCCUCCUUUACCCCAGGACUCUCUUUUCAGACUCCACUCAUCCCAGUGGGGGUGGGGAUACCAACAAGCCGGUCAUCUCUGCUGACCUCAAAGGUGAAAUCGCUUCAUUCUGUGGUUUAAAAUUAGUGAGAUUUUAGCCUACUCCAAUUUACUUUAAUACUACCAAAAAGAGGGGGGACUCUAUACCCCUUACCUGAGCCUCAGUCUAAACCCACCAUGGACCGGCACUUCUGGCAGGGGCGGUCCCCAGGAAGUCUGGGAAGUGUGAGGGAACCUCCUCAAAAGAAGCCACUCUCUCCCUGGCCUCAAGAAACAUAGUUAGUGUGCCAACCUAGAAGAUUCCUGAGUCCUGGAAUACUGAGUCCUGGGUACCUGGCACUAAGGAGACAUUGCGUACACACAUACACACACACUCAUGCGCAGACAUGUGCAAUACACACAUACAUAUACACUCACACACAGACAUGUGGCAUUCACACACAGACAUGUGACAUACACACAUUGUACAUACACACUCAUGCACAGAUAGGCAUAUGCCCACAUACAUGUGUACAUACACACACACAUUCACGCACUGAUACGCACAUGCACACACACUUGCGUACAUACACACAUACAUGCCUGCCCGAAGCUGCACGGGUGCAACCGCUUUACUUUACUGCUUCCUCCCACAUCCCAGCUGCCUUCUAAUCUGUCCAGCAGCAGAAAUCGGGCUUUGGGACGUGUCUGAGCCUGAUUGCGGGCUGUGCAGCCCAAACUCCUGCCUGCUGCCACAGUCUCCGCACCUUCCAGCAGCCCCUCCUACCCUCCUCAGACACACCCAGCCUACCCCACCUUUUUGUGGGCCUUCACGCCUGCAGAGCCGACCGCUGGGCCACCCGCCAGGCUGCCUCGCUGUCCUGAGCACCCAGACCUGCAGCUUCUCCGUUUUCUCCAUUCCCUGCUGAACCCUCACUGAGUGAAAGUGCUUUUGCCAUUUCUCCACUCCAGAGCUCUGCUCUGUCUCCAGCAGGACCAGUCCUGUAUUCUGGCAGGAACUCUAAAGUGGUUCCCUGCUGUCUCCCAGGGCCUCGGUCAGGGUCAUCACCUAAGAGGAGCUCAGAAAACACUUAUUUAAAAGAGAAGAAAGGGGAACCAGCCUAAAGGAACAGAGAUGGAAAACGUGUCCAUUACAGCUUAGAUCCAAAUGUCCCCAGCUGUCUAGAGCCAUACCACCCCAAAUGUGCCUGAUCUCAAAGACUGAUUCCCAAGCAGCAGUGUUCAGAGGUGGGACUUCUGGUAAUGGGACCACAACCCUGACCCCAUCAAUGGAUCAACCCAUGAUAAAUUCACAGCUUCAAUGGCCGCUGGAAAGUAGUAGGAACAUAGAGGGGGUGGGACCAUGUUGGAGAAGUCUAUUAAGAGGGACGCGCCCUUGAAGGGUUUAUUGCCCGGGAUAACUUCCUCAUGCUUCCUCUCUGCUUCCUGGCUGCAGGGAGGGAAGCAGGUGAGUUCCAACAAGCCGACCUUCCUGGGAGGCUGCACCUUAAAGUGGGCCAGAAACGAUGGAACCAAGGGACCAUGGUGAAACCAGAAACCAAAAUAAACCUUCCCUCCUUCAAGCUGCUA
Mastomys coucha (southern multimammate mouse) is the source of this 4049-nucleotide messenger RNA. It is a transcript of the gene Kcng1, whose product is annotated as potassium voltage-gated channel modifier subfamily G member 1. The transcript has 3 exons. The record is from RefSeq and is a predicted model, not a curated record. Gene Ontology annotation, biological process: potassium ion transmembrane transport; regulation of delayed rectifier potassium channel activity; protein homooligomerization. Gene Ontology annotation, cellular component: voltage-gated potassium channel complex; membrane. NCBI's taxonomy places the organism in Eukaryota, Metazoa, Chordata, Mammalia, Rodentia, Muridae. Gene Ontology annotation, molecular function: delayed rectifier potassium channel activity; protein binding. Bases 280 to 1824 code for a protein of 514 amino acids.